Messenger RNA from Ahaetulla prasina, 10844 nucleotides. Its product is annotated as zinc finger protein 850-like. Lineage: Eukaryota; Metazoa; Chordata; Lepidosauria; Squamata; Colubridae. The transcript has 3 exons. Gene Ontology annotation, molecular function: DNA-binding transcription factor activity, RNA polymerase II-specific; RNA polymerase II cis-regulatory region sequence-specific DNA binding. The record is from RefSeq and is a predicted model, not a curated record. Gene Ontology annotation, biological process: regulation of transcription by RNA polymerase II. Bases 972 to 4205 code for a protein of 1077 amino acids.
GGUGGUGUGCAGGGAGGCUUUUGUCAUCUUCCACAGCUGGAAGCAGCAGCUGGAAGGUGAAUUGAGGGCAGGUGGGAGGAGAGUGCAGGAGCAAGUUGGGCCGUUUGAUUUCCUCCAUGAUGUGGAAGCGGAGAAGCAACUGGGCUGAAACCGGUCAGCUGCUGCUGCUGCAGUUCCUUCCCUCCUCAACAGAUGGCUGUAAUUUUCUGCUGACAAAGAGGAUGUCAAUAAGAGCACUCGGGACAACUGUAAAUAACAAGCACCAUUGAAAAGAGAAGAAAAUUGAGCCAGAAAUCAAAAUAUUUUCCAUAUCCUUCAGAAAACCACACAAUUCUCCUCCUCCAACAGCUGUUAGACAAAAGAGAGAAAAUCAAGAAAGAACAAGCAGAUUAUGCAGUCCUGAAGGAUACAUUACAUGAAAAGUGAAGGGAGAUUAUUUUUCAUUCAGCAAAAGAGGGAAAUAUCAGGAAGUCAGUAGGUAGGACACUAUCAAUAGAAAAGCCACAUAGAACUGACAGGAAUGCAGGCCAUACCCUGUGAGAAAGAAAACGGCUUGAAUGAAAGCACCACUAAACAAGGCAUUGUCUAUAUUUUUGACUUCCUCAAGAAUAUCAGCUGUGGAAAAUCUCCAUAGAUUUGCCUAUUGUGGGAAAAGCACAGAUUGCAAAUAACAGUUGAUUAUGCAACAAGGAACUAGACAGGAGAAAAGCCAUACACAUGACCUCAAUGUAGCAAAACCUGGUCGGAACAUCUCUCUUGUGGUUGUGUCUACAUUGUGGGAAAAGAUUCAUUAGAAAUUACCAUCUCAGACACCAGAGAAUUGACACAAAAAACACCAUUUGAAUGUCCUUUCUGUGGAAAAAGUUUCAGUCAAAAUUCUAGCCUCAUGAUACACCAGAGGAGUAUCAUAUAGGAGAAAAAUUCUUUGAAUGUUCUGAUUGUGGUAAACUUUCAGUUGUAAUUCCAAUUGGAUGAUACACCAGAGGACUCUCAAAAUAGAAAAACCCUUUCAAUGUCCUGACCGUGGGAGACGUUCCAGUCAUAAUUCCAGCCUGGUAAUACAUCAGAGGAUUCACUCGAUGGAGAAACCCUAUCAGUGUCGAGAUUGUGGGAAAGGUUUCAUUAGAAAUUCCAACCUCAUAGUACACCAGAGGACUCACACAGGAGAGAAACCCUUUGAAUGUCCUAUCUGUGGAAAAGGUUUUAGUCAGAAUUCCCACCUCAUGAGACACCAGCGGACUCACACAGGGGAAAAACCCUUUGAAUGUCCUAUCUGUGGGAAAAGUUUCAGUGAGAAUUCCUACCUGGUAACACACCAGAGGACUCACACAGGAGAGAAAUCCUUUGAAUGUCCUGUCUGUGGGAAAAGUUUCAGUGAGAAUUCCAGCCUGGUAAUACACCAGAGGACUCAUACAGGAGAGAAACCCUUUGAAUGUCUAGAUUGUGGGAAAUGUUUCAUUGGAAAUUCCAACCUCAUGAGACACCAGAGGACUCACACAGGAGAGAAAUCCUUUGAAUGUCCUAUCUGUGGGAAGCGUUUCAGUGAGAAUUGCUACCUGGUAAUACACCAGAGGAUUCAUACAGGAGAAAAACCCUUUGAAUGUCCUGACUGUGGAAAACGUUUUAGUCACAAUUCCCACCUCAUAACACACCAGAGGACUCACACAGGAGAGAAACCCUUUGAAUGUGCUGAUUGUGGUAAAACAUUCAGUUGUAAUUCCCACCUCAUAAUACACCAGAGGAGACACAAAGGAGAGAAACCCUUUGAAUGUCCUAUCUGUGGGAAAAGUUUUACUGAUAAUUCCAGCCUGGUGGCACAUCAGAGGACUCACACAGGAGAGAAACCCUUUCAAUGUCCUGACUGUAGAAAAUGUUUUAGUCAGAAUUAUCACCUCAUGAGACACCAGAGGACUCACACAGGAGAGAAACCCUUUCAAUGUCCUGAUUGUGGGAAAUGUUUCAUUAGAAAUUCCCACCUCAUGAGACACCAGAGGACUCACACUGGAGAGAAACCCUUUGAAUGUCCUAUCUGUGGGAAAAGUUUUAGUGAUCAUUCCACGCUGGUGAGACACCAGAGGACUCACACAGAAGGGAAACCUUUUCAAUGUCCUGAUUGUGGGAAACAUUUUAUUAGAAAUUCCCACCUCAUAAUACACCAGAGGACACACACAGAAGAGAAACCCUUUGAAUGUCCUAUCAGUGGGAAAAAUUUCAGUGAUAAUUCCAGCCUGGUGAAACACCAGAAAACUCACACAGGAGAGAAACCCAUUGAAUGUCCAGAUUGUGGGAAAUGUUUCAUUGGAAAUUCCAACCUCAUGAGACACCAGAGGAUUCACAAAGGAGAGAAACCCUUUGAAUGUCCUAUCUGUGGGAAAUGUUUCAGUGAGAAUUGCUACCUGGUAAUACACCAGAGGACUCACACAGGAGAAAAACCCUUUGAAUGUCCUGACUGUGGAAAAUGUUUUAGUCAGAAUUCCCACCUCAUAACACACCAGAGGACACACACAGGAGAGAAACCCUUUGAAUGUCCUAUCUGUGGGAAAAGUUUUAGUGAUAAUUCCAGCUUGGUGAAACACCAGACAACUCACACAGGAGAGAAACCCUUUCAAUGUCCUGAUUGUGGUAAACGUUUCAGUCGGAAUUUCCACCUCGUGAGACACCAGAGGACUCACACAGGAGAGAAACCCUUUGAAUGUCCAGAUUGUGGGAAAAGUUUCAGUCAAAAUUCCAACCUCAUAAUACACCAGAGGAGACACACAGGAGAAAAACUGUUUGAAUGUCCUGACUGUGGAAAAGGUUUUAGUAAGAAUUCCCACCUCAUGAAACACCAGAGGAUUCACACAGGAGAGAAACCCUUUGAAUGUCCUGAUUGUGGGAAAUGUUUCAUUAGAAAUUCCCACCUCAUAAUACACCAGAGGAGGCACACAGGAGAGAAACCCUUUGAAUGUCCUAUCUGUGGGAAAAGUUUUAGUGAUAAUUCUGGCCUGGUGAAACACCAGACAACUCACACAGGAGAGAAACCCUUUCAAUGUCCUGAUUGUGGAAAAUGUUUCAGUUGGAAUUUCCACCUCGUGACCCACCGGAGGACUCACACAGGAGAAAAACCUUUCAAAUGUCCUGUCUGUGGACUUUACUUCAAUCAUAAUUCCAGCCUGGUAAUACAUCAGAGAAUUCACUCCAUGGAGAAACCCUAUGAGUGUCAAGAUUGUGGGAAAAGUUUCAUUAGAAAUUCCCACCUCAUGAGACACCAGAGGACUCACACAGGAGAGAAAGCCUUUGAUUGUCCAAUCUGUGGAAAAGGUUUUAGUCAGAAUUCCCACCUCAUGAGACACCAGAGGACUCACACAGGAGAGAAACCCUUUGAAUGUCCUAUCUGUGGGAAAAGUUUCAGUGAGAAUUCCUACCUUGUAACACACCAGAGGACUCACACAGGAGAGAAACCCUUUGAAUGUCCUAUCUGUGGGAAAAGUUUCAGUGAGAAUGCCAGCCUGGUAAUACACCAGAGGACUCAUACAGGAGAGAAACCUUUUGAAUGUCCUGAUUGUGGGAAAUGUUUCAUUGGAAAUUCCAAUCUCAUGAGACACCAGAGGACUCACACAGGAGAGAAACCCUUUGAAUGUCAAGAUUGUGGGAAAAGUUUCAGUCGAAAUUUCCUUCUCAUGAAUCACCAGAGGACUCAUACAGGAGAGAAACCCUUUGAAUGUCAAGAUUGUGGGAAAAGUUUUAGUCAAAAUUCCCACCUCAUAAGACACCAGAGGACUCACACGGGAGAGAAACCCUUUGAAUGUGCUGAUUGUGGGAAAGGUUUCAUUAGAAAUUCCCACCUCAUAAUACACCAAAGGACUCACACAGGCGAGAAACCUUUUGAAUGUCCUAUCUGUGGGAAAAGUUUUAGUGAUAAUUCCAGCCUCGUGACACAUCAGAGGACUCACACAGGAGAGAAACCCUUUGAAUGUCUUGACUGUGGGAAACAUUUUAGUCAGAAUUAUCACCUCAUGAGACAUCAGAGGACUCACACAGGAGAGAAACCCUUUCAAUGUCCUGAUUGUGGGAAAUGUUUCAUUAGAAAUUCCCACCUCAUGAGACACCAGAGGACUCACACAGGAGAGAAACCCUUUGAAUGUCCUCUCUGUCGGAAAAGUUUUAGUGAUAAUUCCACGCUGGUGAAACACCAGAGGACUCACAUAGAUGAAAAACCUUUUUAAUGUCCUGAUUGUGAGAAACGUUUCAUUACAAAUUCCCACAUCAUAAUACACCAGAGGACACACACAGGAGAAAAAUCCUUUGAUUGUCCAGAUUGUGGGAAAAGUUUCAAUGGAAAGUCAUGAGACACCAGAGGACUCACACAAAAGAGAAAUGUUUUGAAUGUCCUGACUGGAAAAUAUUUUAGUCAUUUCCAUCUCAUGAGACACUAGAGGACUUACACCAUGGAGAAACCUUUCAAAUGUCCAUCUGUGGACUUUACUUCAAGCAUAAACCAUCCCUUAUUGCACACAGGGAAAUCCACAUGAGGCAAAAGUUGAAGAGUUUAGAGGAGGCUUGAUUUCAUUUGUGAUCUUCCAUUCAAAGUCUAGGUGAGAAAUUGACUGUUUGAAGUCUGGCUUGAUUCAUUUUACUCAAACUUUUCUCAGGAUUAAACUUGUAGGUGGAGAGAAAAGGAGACUGGUAAAUGGCUAACCACCAUUUUCUGGUUAUUGGCAGAAUCUUCUGGAUACAUCCUUUUGUAGAAAUAAUGGAAUUCCUCAAAAAGAAAUUUUGGAUGGUGCUUUUUUAUGUUGAUGAUGGACGCGCAUGUUGAGUUUCAGUCUUCUAGCUUGGUUUCACCCUGAUUUUAACCCCAGAAGUCCCCAGCCAACAUAAAAGUAGUCCUCAAGAUACAACUAUUAUGGGACUUGCAAUUAUGGUUGCAUGUUGCAAUGACUGUUAAGUGAGACUGCUUUCCUUAACUGCCCGAAUCCUCCUGCUCUCCCCAAGUCAGCUAGUAAUUUGGGGAUACAAUCCCCAAAAUGACCAGAAUGAUGUCAGUUCGAAUCCAAGGCAAAUCAUUCAAUAUCACAGUAGUCCAAGUCUAUGCCGCAAUACUGGUGCUGAAGAGGAUGAAGUUGACCAGUUCUAUGAAGACCUACAACACCUUCUAGAAUUAACACCAAAAAAUUGAUGCCCUUAUAAUCAUGAGGGAUUGGAAUGCUAAAGUAGGAAGCCAAAAGAUAACCAGAAUAACAGGCAAGUUUGGCCUUGGAGUACAAAAUGAAGCAUGGCACAGGCUGAUAGAAUUCUGUCAAGAUAAUACGAUGGUCAUAGCAAACAUUCUUUUCCAACAACCUAAGAGACGACUCUACACACGGACAUCACCAGAAGGUCAACACAGAAAUCAGAUUGACUAUGUGCUCUGCAGCCAAAGAUGGAGAAGCUCUAUACAGUCAGUAAAAAUAAGACCAGGAGCUGACAGUGGCUCAGAUCAUGAGCUUCUUGUUGCAAAAUUUAGGCUUAAAUUGAAGAAAGUAGGGCAAAGCACUAGGCCACCCAGGUAUGAACUAAAUCAUAUCCCUGAUGAAUAUACAGUAGAGGUGAGAAAUAGAUUUAAGGAAUUAGCUCUGAUAGACAGAGUGCCUGAAGAACUAUCGACAGAGGUUUGCAACGUUGUACAAGAGGUAGCAACUAAAACCAUCCCAAAGAAAAAGGAAAGCAAGAAAGUAAAAUGGUUGUCUGAGGAAGCUUUGCAAAUAGCUGAGGAAAGAAGGGAGGUGAAAGACAAGGAAGAAAGAGAAAGAUACACCCAAUUGAAUGCAGAAUUUCAGAGAAUAGCUAGAAGAGAUAAGAAUGCUUUCUUAAAUGAACAGUGCAAAGAAACAGAAGAAAACAAUAGAAUAGGGAGGACCAGAGAUCUCUUCAAGAAAAUUGGAGAUAUGAAGGGAACGUUUCAUGCAAAGAUGGGCAUGAUAAAGGACCAAAUGUUGCUCCCAGAAGCACGAAGCUGAAGCCUGAAGAUGACGAAUGAGACUUCGUCGAAACGUUGCCAAGACACUUCCAAUUUUACGUGGGAGAAAACCCGAAUAACCAAAGACCUACACACACACACACACACACACACACACACACAUGUGUUUUCUGAGGUGUAUAAUAUAUGUAUAUAUAUAUGCAUGCAUAUAUGUAUAUAUAUAUAUACAUAUAUGUAUAUAUAUGUAUACACACAAAUAUAUAUAUUUGUUUGUUUCCUGAGGUUUUCACGGGUGUUUGUAUGUAGGUCUUUGUUUUUGUUUGUUUACAUUUACAUUUGGUUAUUCGGAUUUUCUCCCGUGUAAAAUUGGAAGUGUCCCAACUGCAUGAAUGAACGAGAUGAUACCUCCCGCCUACCAGCCAUUUGGAAACCCGCCCUUAUCGACAAACGAGUCCCUAACAUGAGGAAUGACGCCAGACCUACACUCACAAGGGCCACACAGCCUAUCACCACACAUCCACGCCGAAAGCAGACUGAAACCCACACCGAUGAUGAAGCACGACCACAGAACAGAAGCCAGACCGCAGCUGCAUCAUUAGCCAUUUCAAACCCUCCAAUCCAUACAUGCAGCAGACUGACACCCACCAUGAAGAUGUAGCAAGGCCACAAACGAGAAUCCAAACAACAGCAAUGCAUCUCACCAACUCAAAUCCCACUGCAACUCAGACUAACCUGAGCACAACCAAACCCCCACCCAAACAGAACACCCCCCCUUCCAAUCAGAGCACAGCCAAGCCCCCACCCAAUCAGAACACACCUCCACCCAAUCAGAACACAGCCAAGCUCCCAACCAAUCGGUUCAACCCCCCACUAGCAAUUAAAAGGAAGAAACAGCUGCAAUCACACAUUGCUCCUAGAAGCACAAAGCUGAAGACACCAGCCUGAAGAUGAUGAAUGAGACUUGGUUGAAACAUCGCCAAGACACUUCUAAUUUUAUGCGGGAGAAAACAUUUCAUGUAUUCAUAAUCAUGUUUAUAGUUAUAUCUGUUAUCUAAUAUAUGCUUGACGAAAUAAGUAAAUAGUUCUCUCUUUUUGCAUGGGGAGCUUCUUGCUCUGUUUCUGUGGUGAUGAGUGAAUACUUGGGAGGCCCAAACAAACAAAUUAGGGAUAAUGAUCAUGGAGAAAAUCUAUCGAUGUGAUCACUGAAGUCAAAAACUACUUGAACAUAAAUAAUCAAUAAAAAAAAUCUUGCCGCUGGAUUAGGCAGAGAUGAAAUACGUUUUUCAUCUUUAUGUCACUAAAUGGCUCAUUUGAACAGUAGAUUCCUAGAGAGGAUUUGGAAGAGAGAACAGGAGCAGAGCGUCCUCUUCCGGCUCUCUGCUGAGAGGUUGGAGGUAGGGGGGGAGGGAGUGUGGCCCUCCUGAUCUUCCCAGGGUGGAAGCAGCAGCUGAAAAGUGAGCUGAGCACAGGUGGAGGAGAGGCCAGAAGGAAGUAGGGCUGUUUGGGUUUCCCCAGGUUGUAAAAGCAAGGAAGCAAGGAGGCUGAAACAAGUCAGCUGCUACAUAUUUCUUCCCUCCCCAGAUUGUAUUCCACUGGUGGCGCAUGCUUUAAAACUGGUGCCUGCAUUUUUCUUUGUGUCAGGAGAUUUAUUUUAGUCUCCUCCGUGAGUCCUUGUAAUUUUACGGGGAUGUUCUUUUCUUGGCAACAAUUUGGAACUGAUGUACCAGUGCUGUCUUCAGGCAUUUUGUUUUUAAUUCCAUAUCUAGCAAACAAACACAGGAUUUCCUGGUGGUGUGCCAUCCAUGGAUUAACAUGGCACGACUGUGCUUAACCCACAACUUUUUAAAAAAGUCACUAUUGAGCCCAUAUCAUCAUCAUCAUCAUCACCACCAUCACCAUCCAUAUCUUAUUAAAUCUGCAUUAAAAAUAGCAUUGUAGGAGGUCCUUCUAAAAGGUUAGCCUGGUGAUCAAAUAGCCAUGUGGUUUGAUGGCCUCUUCUAUUUUGCCUUUUGUUGGUGUUUUUUUUACAAAUCCUUCUUGGAAACAUUUCUACCAAAUAUAGACUAUCACUCCAUCUUUCUUAGACCCCAAUUUCUAAACCCUGAUGCAUACUUUCCCUCUCUCUGUAAUCUAAUGGAGACUUCCAUGCAGGCCAGUUUACAGAGCCUUGGGCUGAUGGUGAUCCCAUGUAAUCAAUCCUUGGAAGCCACAGAAAAUCAGUCAUGAAGUUUUUGGAUGUAGAGAGCCUUUGAUCUCCACUGAGAGACACCCCCCCCCCAAGAAAUUUAUUCUGUAAUUCUGUAAAAAAAGUCAUUAAUUUUUAGGGCUCAGCACAUAGCUAAUCUUUGUAAGCUAAGUAGUAUCACAUUUCAUUAUUUCGCUUGGCUCAGUUGCAAAGAUAAAUUGCUAGAAGUCAAACAUGACUUGAUAGCAUUUAAUCAGUAAAAACAUCUUGCAGACGCCUUAGAUAGAGAAGGAACAAGCAUUUCCUAUCUGGAGAUGGAGGUCAAAGGGACAACAUCUGUGCCUAGAAAGCUGACCAUAACAGUAGGCAGGCUCUGUGGCUGGGUUUAAAAGAGUUAAAACCAUCAAGUAUUUAAUUGCUAGAGAGGAUGGGAAAAGAGGAGAAGCACAGAGGAACUUCCUGUUUUGGAUCUCUCAUUGGAAAAAGGGGGUGUACAGGGAGGCUUUUGUCCUCUUCCACAGCUGAAAGCAACAGCUGGAAGGUGAAUUUAGGGCAGGUGGGAGGAGAGUCCUGGAGCACGGGCUGUUUAGUUUCCUAUGUCUGCAAUUAUAUAAUCUGUCCCCAGCAUUUCAAGCUAUAUUUCAAGACAGGCUUUUGCAUUGCUAAGAAUUUGUGAUUGACCCAACUAAACAACUGAAUUUGAUUGAAUGUUGAACAUGGAUCUUAGUAGUCUUCCAUGUGUCAAAUGAAUCAUAAAUAAGAAAAGAGACUAUUAUAUCGCUUGAAAAUAAGAACUCAGGCAUAUGAGAUAAGGGAUGCCUUAUGCACGGUCACUCAUGCUCUCGUCACUUCUCGUCUGGAUUAUUGCAAUGCUCUCUACAUGGGGCUACCCCUGAAGUGCACUCGGAGACUCCAGCUAGUCCAGAAUGCAGCUGCGCGGGUGAUUGAGGGAGCACCACGUUGCUCCCGAGUAACACCACUCCUGCGCAGUCUGCACUGGCUACCUGUGGUCUUCCGGGUGCGCUUCAAGGUUUUGGUUACCACCUUUAAAGCGCUCCAUGGCUUAGGGCCCGGGUACUUACGGGACCGCCUGCUGUUACCACAUGCCUCCCACCGACCCGUGCGCUCUCACAGAGAGGGUCUUCUCAGGGUGCCGUCCGCCAAGCAGUGUCGGCUGGCGGCCCCCAGGGGAAGGGCCUUCUCUGUGGGAGCACCUACUCUCUGGAACGAACUUCCCCCCGGUUUACGCCAAUUGCCCGACCUUCGGACCUUUCGCCGGGAACUGAAAACUUAUUUAUUUAUCCAAGCGGGACUGGCCUGAUUUUUAAAUUUAAAAUUUUUCAAUUUUAAUUUUAUUGGGUAUUUUAUAUGGUCAAUUGGACGGUUUUAAUUUCGGCCUUUAUUGAAUAAGUUUUUUAAUUGUUAUUUUAGAGUGUAUAUUAAUUGUUUUAAUGUAGGCUGUACACCGCCCUGAGUCCUUCGGGAGAAGGGUGGUAUAAAAGUUUAAUUAAUUAAUUAAUUAAUUAAUUAAAUAAUAUUUUUGGGGACGUCUUUUUUUUGAAGCGCUACUGCUGUCCCUGCCCUCUCCGUCACACUGUCUGCUUGCCCGUGGCUGCAACGGGCCAAGCUCUCAGCAUGCCUCGGUCUUCUUUGCACAGUGCAAAUAUUCUUUGCACAGUGCAAAUAUUAUUCAUUCUGAGCGUGGAGUGACAGGCCCAGGGAGGGGGAGAAGACUGUCGAUCUGGACAUACUGCAUAGUUGCCUGGGUCAUGGGAGGUUCACAGGAGGCUUGCGCGGCGGCACUGGCAGCAGGUAGACUUAUGGGGUAGGGAGGCAAUCCAGACACCCUGUGCUGGUGCUUGUUUGGUGCAGCCACAGGGAAGCCAAGAGAUGGUAGGACGGAGUGGGCAGUGCGUUGGGAUUGCCUCUGCCUCCCCCAUGCUUCUGCCUCCGCCUGCUGCUGGUGCCACCGCGCAAGCAUCCUGUGGGCCUCCUAUGAGGAAAAAGAGGGAAAAACCAGCGGCUGACCACAGAGCUGUGAACUUUGGGAAGCAGCCCAACAAGCAGAAGCACCACACCCAGAAAGAGAUGGGGGAAAGUCAUGCUGCCAUCUGCAUGCGGUUUGGUCUAUCACCCCUCAGUUGUGGAACCCAGUGAGGAAAGUGGAGGGCAGAGCUGUGUGCAGUGCUGGCAAAACCUUUCCCACCUCCCAUCGGGUUAACAUGUAGCUCCUCGCCUUCACUUUCGCUCUCCCCAGCUUGCAGAGCCCUCACCACCACCAACACCUGACCCUCCGCUACACAAAUACACAGAGACAUAUACACACACACAUGUUUACACUUAGUGAAAAGUGAAAAGACAUGCACCGGAAUUAAGAGGUCACCCCACACUAUGCUGCAAUGCAGUGAUCGGAACAGGCCUUUCCCCCACCCACAUCUUCAACAAAGGAGGUACCACACAUGCCUCCAUGCUCAGAAUUAGUAAUUGUUGCGCUACCCCAAGGGGCUGGCAGGCUUCAGCUGCAGCCGGACACCUUCACCCCCCCUCCCCCGUGUGCUCGCCGCUUCUCAUACUGGCCACGCCCAUACUCCUGGGCUUAUUUUCGGGUUAUGGCUUAUAUUAGGCCCACUCCAAAAAAUCAGUCUCAGUCUUAUUUUCGGGGUGGGACUUACUUUCAAGAAAGCAAGGUAUUAUUGGGGUAUGUUUGCUUUUCAAUUGUAA